CCUCCGCCUCCCCCCGCCCAACAGGCCCCUCUGUUGCCAAGGCAACGGGACUGAGGCCUUGCCAGGCCCCUCCGGCCCAUGGCUCCUGCGUGGCGGCGAGAGGCCUCCCGUGGCCUUGGCAGGCGCCCCGCCCGCCCGCAACGGAGUCCCCAGCCAGGUGUGUCACCGCGAAACGAGUCCCCCGCGGCCCAGGAGGACAGGCAGACAGGCAGGGAGGGAGGCCGAGGGGCCGGCCGCAGGAAGGAUGAGCGGCCCCUCGGAGCAGCGCCUGAGGGAAGCGGCGGCGCGGGGCGCGCUGGAGGAGGUGCGGGCGCUGCUGGGCCGCGGAGCCUGCCUGGACGCCCCCGACGGAGACACCGGCUGGACAUGUUUGCAUUGGGCUUGCAAACAGAACCAUACUGAAGUGGUUGCUUACUUGUUGGAUUCCGGAGCCAAUAAGGAGAUUUUCACCAUUAAUGGGGAGCUGGCAGCAGAUUUAACUUCAGAGAAAGAAAUCAGAAAGCUUUUAGGAGUGGAAGAAUGUCAUAGUCAAGAAGCAGCUGACUUAAAACGGCCAUUCAGUGCAAAUGAUCCAGCCAAUCCAUUCUUGUUUACAGACAAGGACGAAAGGGAUAGUGCCCUUGAUGCCUCAGCACCAUCUGAGCUAACCAGCAUUGUCAUCAGUUCCUUAUCUGAGGGUAAAGCCAACCCUUGCUCAUCAGCAACUCAAGCUGAAGAUGUUUGUACAGCCACCUCUUUGCAGAGUGGAGACCACAGUGAAGGGGACUUACUUUCUCCUAUCAGCACAGGAGCUACAGCAUUCACAGCACCUACAGUCCAGGACUGCCUUGCUUAUCCCUCACCUGCAGGUCACAACGGAGUCCUUUUUAGCUUGGCUGCAUCUCGACAACAUGUACCUCAGCAAGCCAAUGGCUCGUUUACAAGUGCUACACAUCCCUUACAGCCACUGUUUCACUCAGAGAAAUUCCCAUAUAAUGCACAAGAAUUGGUGCUUAAAGUAAGAAUUCAGAAUCCUAAGGAGGAUGACUUCAUUGAAAUUGAGCUGGACAGACAAGACUUGACGUACCAAGGCCUGCUCAGAGUGAGUUCCUGUGAACUGGGCAUUAAUCCUGAACAAGUGGAGAAGAUCAGAAAGCUACCCAAUACUUGGGUAAGAAAGGAUAAAGAUGUCACCAGGCUUCAGGAUUUUCAAGAACUGGAACUAGUACUGGAGGAAAACACCAGUUCAUUCAGAAAUGCAGUGACACCAACGACAAUGGACAAACCCUGCUACAACACUAAAGCUGCAAAGCUGACAUACUGAAAGCUAACAAAAUACAUUUAAAACUUUACAUUCUUGUUAAUUUUUACUAGUGAUUAUUUUGAUACACCUGUAUUUUCCACUAAGAUACAUUUUAAAACACUAAUCUUACUUGAGUGGAGGUAAAGAUCCAAACACCUGAAGCACUUUAUAAUAGUUUUUCAUGAGAUCCUGUCAGAAGACAAAAAACGUAUUUUGUGGAAGAAAACUAGGUACCUCCUUUUUCCCUCAGGCAACAGAGCUUUGCCCAAAUUUUUUUAAGCAAAGUGAUCUUCCUGAGAUUCAAUGUUAACUACAUUUCAUUUUGCAAGUAGAUGUCUACUGUUAAUAGUAGUAGAAUGUUAAGUAGCUUUUUGUGCCAAUAACAUGAAAUCAUUGAAAACGAAACACUUUAAAGGUGAAAAUCCUCAUUUUUCCUGAUAAUUAUUGUACCAGUAACAAUACUAUAAAAAGCACCUUUAUUUUUCCCUUUAUCAUUAAUCUCAGGCAUGUGAUUGAGUUAACUGUGAUACAAAGUUUUUGUAAGAAAAACAUUUUCCAUUUUCUGCCACCACCUUGCGUACCCCAACUAAGCUUAUUGUUGUAUACAAUUUAAACUUCAGCAGAAGAUAUUAUGUAAUUAUGAUAGUAAUAAGCGA
This is a messenger RNA of Anolis sagrei ordinatus, 1938 nucleotides long. Its product is annotated as ankyrin repeat domain-containing protein 40-like. The record is from RefSeq and is a predicted model, not a curated record. Gene Ontology annotation, molecular function: protein binding. NCBI's taxonomy places the organism in Eukaryota, Metazoa, Chordata, Lepidosauria, Squamata, Anolidae.